Messenger RNA from Spinacia oleracea (spinach), 1354 nucleotides. RefSeq lists its product as uncharacterized. The record is from RefSeq and is a predicted model, not a curated record. The transcript is spliced from 8 exons. NCBI's taxonomy places the organism in Eukaryota, Viridiplantae, Streptophyta, Magnoliopsida, Caryophyllales, Amaranthaceae. Gene Ontology annotation, biological process: lipid metabolic process. Bases 659 to 1195 code for a protein of 178 amino acids.
CCCAAUUUUAUUUCAUUUCCCGCUUCUCCACUUCAUCUUCUCUGGUUACUGCUUUUCCCUCUUCUCUCCUCCUUUCCUCUUCUCUGGUUUCUCUUCUCCUCCCCCUCUCUGGUUCUCUGGGUGCGAAACUCAAAACUUACAUCACUCACAUCAUACACCAGCACGACUAGUCGCGUCGCCAAUGAUGUUCCCCAACCGGCGAAUUCUUCCUCUUCUCGUCGCGGCCGCAGCACACAGGCGUCGCUCAUCCUUAUCUCUUUUAGGUUUUUCGAUUGCGUGCUCGAUUUUGCUUCUACCUACUUCCGGAUCGAUUUAAUUCAGAUCGUCGUUGUUGAUUGGUUUCGACAGAGAAGGCAGCGCAGGCACGCCUCCUGUUUCGGUGCCAAUGUUCUAUUCUCCGGUUAUUGACGACGGAGCAGCAGUCUGAAACAGUAGUCCGUCUACCUGGUUGGACCGUGUAUUCGGAAUAACAGGCGGCACAGCAAACAAAUGAGGAGGCUUUGUGGCCUGCUGCAUCUGUUGUGGCUGCUGACUAGGGGACGAGGAGGCUCUGUGGCCUGCUGCAUCUGUUGUGGUUGCUGACUAUAGGGGACGCUAUGUCUACCUUGGCGCGUUUGUUCUUACGGAAUCCUCCACCUAGAAUAUUCGAAAAUAUUCAAUGGAUAGAUACUUGUUGGCUGAAGCAGGUGACACUUUAUUUGCUUCCGUCGUCGGGACAAAGCAGUACAAGGAUCUGGUGGCCAAUGCUAAUAUAUUUCAAGGAGCUUUAUUUGAUGACGAUGACAUGGAGAUUAUGGAAGAAACAGAGAUUGUUGAGUCAGAUAUAGCCGAUGGACGAAAGGGAUAUUUAUAUUCUCAUGCUAAGACAGAAACUAAACCUAAGCAGUUGAAGCACAAGCUGAGACCAGCUGCUCAUAGAGGGUUUAUGGCUCGUGCCAAAGGGAUACCAGCCUUGGAAUUGUACAGACUUGCUCAGAAGAAGAAGUGCAAACUUGUCUUGUGUGGGCAUUCUCUUGGUGGAGCUGUAGCAGCACUGGCCACACUAGCCAUUUUAAGGGUUAUUGCUGUGUCUUCACCGUUUAAAGACAAUGAAAAGUUUCAAGUCAAAUGUAUUACAUUCUCCCAGCCCCCUGUUUUCUUAAUACUCCCUCCGUUUUCUUUUGUUCUUCCUGUAUUCCCCACUCAAAUCUCCUAAUGUUCUUGUUUUGAAUCUUUCCAUUUAUUUUAGAAGAAAAUGCCCGUAGUUUUUUCUUUUGUGUCCUUGGGUUAUUCAAUGCCUUUUUCCAUUUUUAAUGGCACUUUCUGCUGUAUUUCAGAACUUCUCGGUUUCUUUGUUUUUUACUGGCAAAGAUAU